GGAAGUCCCGCCCCGGAAGCGGCAGCGUCCGGAGCAUGGCGGCGCCGUGGCGGCGAUGCAGCGGCUUGCUGGGCACACUGCGGCCCCCAACCGUACGGCGGCUCUCGCAGAGCUGGGCCCCGCCCCGGGACGUGCUACUCUUCCAGCACGAGCGGGGCCGCUUCUUUGCCGUCCUCGGGCUGUUCUGCGCAGGCCAGGGUAUCUUCUGGGCCUCCCUGGCGGGUGCCGCCUUAUACCACCCCCCAGGCCGAGCUCCGGAUGCCAAGGCUCCCAGCCCGGGCCGGGCGGACCUGCGCUCUGCGCUCUGGCGCUACGGGCUAGCAGUUGGUUGCGGCGCGAUGGGAACCUUGGUCCUUGCUGCUGGUCUGGUCUUCUCUCUGCGAUCUGUGCGUUCAGUCAUGCUCCUUGCUGGAGGGCAGCAGGUGAAGCUCACCACCCAUGCUCCCUUUGGCUUGGGGGCCCAUUUCACUGUUCCCUUGAACCAGGUUUCCUGCAUGGCCCACAGAGGUGAAGUUCCUGCCAUGUUGCCUCUGAAGGUCAAAGGCCGGUGCUUCUACUUUCUUUUGGACAAAACUGGACACUUCCCCAACACUCAACUCUUUGACAACACUGUGGGUGCCUACCGGAGCUUGUAAAAAGGAUGACCUGGUCAUACUAUUCCCUCACAUGAGGAUAAAACCCUUAUAACCAGAGUCAUGAAAACUGGUCCAAGAUUCACUGAGUCAAUAAAUUAGUCUUCCAAAUAGCCUGA
Messenger RNA from Nannospalax galili (Upper Galilee mountains blind mole rat), 751 nucleotides. RefSeq names its product transmembrane protein 223 (gene Tmem223). NCBI's taxonomy places the organism in Eukaryota, Metazoa, Chordata, Mammalia, Rodentia, Spalacidae. The record is from RefSeq and is a predicted model, not a curated record. Gene Ontology annotation, biological process: nervous system development. Gene Ontology annotation, cellular component: mitochondrion. The coding region runs from base 36 to 635 and encodes 199 amino acids. The transcript is spliced from 2 exons.